AUGCUUACCCAUCGCGCUGGCAGCGUAUUAAAUAUCCUGGUUAACGAAUACAUUAGCACCGCCAACCCUGUGGCGUCGGAAGAGAUUGCCCGGCUUUCACCUACCAAGGUGAGUCCGGCCACGGUCCGUAACGCCAUGUCCCUUCUUACCGAGGAGGGCUAUAUCUCCAGGCCCCAUGUGUCUGCCGGCGCGGUCCCGUCAGACCGGGGAUACCGUUACUACGUGGAAGCCCUGGAAGAGGUGCCGCCACUGCCCGACAGUGUGCAGCAGCAAAUUCACCAGCACUUUGACCAUGCCGAUGCCGAUCUUGCCGAACUGAGCCGCCGCUGCGCUCUCAUUCUGUCGCGCAUCGCCACCAACAUGGCAAUUGUCACGGUGCCGCAGUCCCGCUCGUCUCGGCUCAAGCACAUCCAGCUGGUUUACCUGGAUGAGGCCACCGCCCUGUUGAUAAUAGUCCUCCAGGAGGCCCGCCUGCUUCGGCGCCUGCUGCCCCUGGAAGAACCCACCGAUCAGGACUCGCUGACCCAGGUAGCCAACUUCCUUAACGACCGCUUCAGUGGCCAUAAUCGCGCCGAGAUAGCGGCUUCCCAAGGCGAACUUGGCCCCCUGGAAGAGCGGGUCAGGCAGAGCGCCCUGUCCCUGCUGCAGGAGGCUGAAACUUACUCCAUACCCGAACACUACGUUGACGGCCUGCGCUGGUUGCUCAACCAGCCGGAGAUGUCCCAGGGCAGCCAGGCCCGGGAACUGGUGGAACUGCUGGAGGAACAGGUUCUGCUGGGCAGCGUCUUGUCGGAGCAGCCCGAUACGGGGGAUAUCGCCGUAUUCAUCGGCGGGGAAAACUCGGACGAGCACCUGCGCCCCUUUGGCGUCAUCCUGUGCCAGUACGGGAUACCCCAGCAGGCCAGCGGCACUAUCUGCGUCAUUGGCCCCACCCGCAUGAGCUACGCCGACACCAUUAGCGGCGUAGGCUUUCUCUCUUCCCUGAUGAGCCGUCUGGUGCUGGAACUCUACGGCGGCCGCGCCGGCAGCGGGUGAGGGGUGUGCCCAAUAA
This is a messenger RNA of Geodia barretti, 1051 nucleotides long. Lineage: Eukaryota; Metazoa; Porifera; Demospongiae; Tetractinellida; Geodiidae. The record is from the annotation of a GenBank genome assembly.